GGCAUUUCAUUUCAUUUGCCGCAACACUCACGUUCUCCCGUUAUCUCAGUGUAAAUUUUGCAAAGGAAUUUUUGCCAUAAGCAAGUUUAGUUUUGAUUUACGAAAUUAAUUAAUUUAAUCGCAGAGCGUUUAAAAAUAACAAAUAAAAGUAUUUAGAAUACAAAUUCAAGAGUUUAUAUAAGAAAACACACGCCGAAAAAAGAAGGAGAACGUCCAUUUUCUAAUUUAUUGGCGUGACAACAACAAAAAUUUCAUAAUGGAAGUAAAUAAUGAGAAUUUGCAACUGUUAGCCGGUUAUUUGCAGCAAACAUUGAGUCCAGAUCCGAAUAUACGACGACCUGCUGAGAAACUACUGGAAUCUACCGAGGCCCAGCGCAACUAUGCCGUGCUUUUGCUAAAUCUCAUCGACAAGCCAGAAGUUGAUAUGACAAUACGAGUGGCUGGUUCCAUCGCAUUUAAAAAUUAUAUCAAACGUAAUUGGGCUAUAAAUGAGGACUCGGAUACGCCCGAUAAAAUACAUAUUGAUGAUCGUAAUACCAUCAAAACUUUGAUUGUCACCCUUAUGUUACGGUCUCCACCCGCACUGCAAAAACAAUUGAGUGAUGCUGUCAGUAUUAUUGGCAAACAUGAUUUUCCCAAAAAAUGGCCACAACUUAUCGAUGAAAUGGUUGAGAAAUUCGGCACUGGCGACUUCAAUGUCAUUAAUGGUGUUUUACAAACAGCCCAUUCGCUCUUCAAACGUUACCGUUAUGAAUUCAAAUCACAAAAUUUAUGGGAAGAAAUUAAGUUGGUGUUGGAUCGUAUGGCUAAACCCUUGACCGAUUUGCUUUUGGCCACAAUGCAAUUGACCAAAGUUCAUGAGAAUAAUGUGGAAGCUUUAAAAGUUAUCUAUGGAUCAUUGGUUUUGGUCUGCAAAGUAUUCUAUUCUUUGAAUUCACAAGAUUUGCCUGAAUUCUUUGAAGACAAUAUGGCUACAUGGAUGAAUUCUUUCCAUGAAUUGUUAACGGUCGAUGUGCCAUGUUUGCAUACUGGUGAGGAUGAAGAUGCUGGCGUUUUGGAACAUUUACGUUCACAAGUAUGUGAAAAUAUUGGCAUGUAUGCCCAGAAAUACGAUGAGGAAUUUGCACCAUAUAUGCAAACAUUUGUUACUGCUGUUUGGGAGUUGUUGGUCAAAACCGGCAUGCAAACUAAAUAUGAUGCGUUGGUUUCAAAUGCCCUGCAAUUCCUGUCUGUGGUGGCAGAACGUACCCAUUACCGUAAGAUCUUUGAAAAUCCCGAAAUUUUGGCCAACAUUUGCGAAAAAGUUGUCAUACCCAAUUUGGAUUUCCGCCAAUCGGAUGAGGAACUUUUUGAAGAUAGCCCUGAAGAGUACAUACGACGUGACAUUGAAGGUUCCGACAUCGAUACUAGACGUCGAGCAGCUUGUGAUUUAGUUAAGACAUUAUCACAAAACUUCGAAGCCAAAAUUUUUGGAAUAUUUGGACAAUAUUUAGAAAUAUUGCUGGCCAAAUACAAAGAGAAUCCAGCAGUGAAUUGGCGUGCCAAGGAUACAGCUAUUUAUUUGGUCACCUCAUUUGCGUCUCGUGGUGGUACCCAAAAACAUGGUAUUACCCAGGCUUCGGAAUUGGUGCCAUUGCCACAAUUUUGUGCUCAACACAUUAUGCCGGAAUUGGAGAGACCCAACAUCAAUGAGCUUCCAGUUUUGAAAUCAGCUGCUUUGAAGUUUGUCAUGGUAUUCCGUAGUUUGUUGGGUCAACAAACAUUGCUUGCAGCCCUGCCACAUUUGAUACGCCAUUUACCAGCUGAAAGUGUGGUAGUACACAGCUAUGCAGCCUGUGCUUUGGAAAGAAUUUUCACCAUGAGGGAUCCCACUAGUGCUUUACUUAUUGGCCCACAACAUUUGGCUCCAGUAGCCAAUGAUUUGUUGGGUGGUUUGUUUGCCACUCUGUCCCUGCAAGGGUCUGCAGAAAACGAAUAUGUAAUGAAGGCAAUUAUGCGCAGUUUUAAUUCUUUGCAAGAACACUCCAUGCCUUUUAUGGCCGUUGCAUUGCCCAGAUUAACAGAAAUCCUCACCAUGGUGGCCAAAAAUCCCUCCAGACCCCAUUUUAACCAUUAUCUAUUCGAAACCCUAUCAUUGGCUAUUAAAAUUGUAUGCAAGACUGAGGCUGCUGCUGUCAGCUCCUUUGAAGAGGUUCUUUUCCCAGUUUUCCAGGGUAUCCUGCAACAAGAUAUUUUGGAAUUUAUGCCCUACGUUUUCCAAAUGCUUUCAUUGCUUUUGGAAAUACGUGAGGGUAGUGGAGCCAUACCAGAACCAUAUUGGGCUCUUUUCCCUUGCCUUUUGGCUCCACCACUGUGGGAUCGUUCCGGUAAUAUUAGCCCUCUCAUAAGACUCCUAUGUGCAUUUAUUAGACAGGGUGCAACACAAAUAGCAGCAAUGGAUAAAUUGAAUGCCAUUUUGGGUAUAUUCCAAAAAAUGAUUGCUUCCAAGGCCAAUGAUCAUGAAGGCUUCAAUUUACUUCAGAAUCUCUUGGCAUACUAUCCACAAAAUGCCAUGCAAGCGAGUAUGCGUCAAAUAUUUGCUUUGUUAUUCCAACGUUUGUCAUUGUCUAAAACCACCAAGUAUGUUAAAUGCAUCAUUGUAUUCUUCUGCUACUAUGCUGCCAAAAUUGGUGCCCCUGCCUUAGUGGAGCUCAUCGAUCAAAUUCAAGCAAAUAUGUUUGGCAUGGUUGUAGAUCGUGUCUUUAUUCCCGAUAUGGCCAAGGUAUCCAACGAAUUGGAACGUAAGACAGUUGCAGUGGGAAUUUCUAAGAUACUCUGUGAAUGUCCUGCAAUGUUAUUACCACCCUACAAUCAAUACUGGUCACGACUUUUACAAGCAUUGGUUGAACUUUUCGAAUUGCCCCCAGAUAAGACCAUAACUGAGGGAGACAAUUUCAUUGAACCUGAUGAAAGUUCUGGCUACCAGGCUGCUUUCUCACAACUGAGUUAUGCCCAACCAAAAACACAAGACUUCUUGGCCGAAGUUGCUGAUGGCCGUAAAUACUUGGCUGAUUCUCUGGCUAAACUGGCUCAAACACGUCCCGGUGAAAUUCCUCAGCUUGUGACCGCCAUUGGCGAUAAUCACAAACAAGCUUUACAAAAAUAUUGCGAUCAGUAUGGAGUGCGCAUAGUUUAAGUAAUUGUCUAUGAUAUUGUUUUGUAAGUUUAUCCAUUAUACUAUCUAAAAUAUCCACAUAUGAGUGUUUUCGUUUUUUUCUAAUUUCAUUGUUAUUUUUUUCAUUCGCUCAAACAAAUAUUAUCGAUUAAUACAUUUUUGUACUUCUUUUUAAACUAUUUUAUAAAUAUAAUCUUUUUUUUGUAUGCAACUUUGUAAAAGUCAGAAAUGAUUGAAGAGAUGAGAUCCUACAUUAAAGCAUAAAUAAAUAUUGUUGUUGGCACAAAAUGCAGCAAUCGUAUAUAAAAAUA
Molecule: messenger RNA, 3465 nt
Organism: Musca domestica (house fly)
Lineage: Eukaryota; Metazoa; Arthropoda; Insecta; Diptera; Muscidae
Gene: Cse1
Product: exportin-2
Exons: 8
Coding region: 257-3175 (972 amino acids)
Biological process (GO): protein export from nucleus; protein import into nucleus
Cellular component (GO): nuclear envelope; cytosol
Molecular function (GO): small GTPase binding; nuclear export signal receptor activity
Source: RefSeq, a predicted model, not a curated record